CGAUGGAGUCGUUGGAUCUCUCCCGAAUCCAGCGCGUCGUCCUCCUCAUCGACCUCCACCCUCUCCUUCGCCUCCAAAACCCUAAUUCGUAUCUCUCACCCGUCCUCUACGCCGCCCGAAAGAUCCUCUCUUUCACCCCUCUCUCCUCCUCUCUCUUCGCCUAUAAGCUCUUCUUCUCCUCCCUCUCCCCCGUUCUCUCCACCUCCAAGGUCCACCACCUCCUCGGCAAGUCCCCCACCUUCCUCUCCUUCGACCACCCUCCUAGCACCCUCAAAUCCCUCUCCCAAAUCCUAAAUUCCCUCGCCCCCGUCUCUGGUCUCGGCCACUCCACCGGCCUCAGCUCCCCUAGUGCGUCCCUGCUCGCCAGAUCUCUGCUUCAGCUCGAGCAUGACUAUGGAUGGGAGACCCACUUUCGGAACCCUAAAGGUACGACAGAAUUGGUAACCGUUCGUUCAAAUCUGGUCGUUUUGUUCUCGCCGCUCUCCCAUAGUUUGAAUUUUUUAUCAGAAGACAUCGACUUAGAAAUGGGCGUUGAUGAAAACUCAUCAAUGUCAGUGGAUUCGUUCUUGAAUAGAUUCUUUAAAUUUUUUGGUUUGGUGAAUGAGAGGUUAGUAUCUAAAGAUAUCCAUAUUAGUUGGAUCGAUGUUGAUUUCGAGCCACGAUGCACAGAAGAAGAUUUGGGGUCAGAUUUCCUUGAAAAGGGAAUUAGGGAAUUGGGGUGGGGUUUUAGUUCAACGGAUGCAAUAGUACUGGGUUCUGCUCUUGUUCCUUUUGGGCUGAUAUUCCCAUACAUUGGGUGCGCCAUGGAGUUUAUUCCUGCCAGUAAUGCCAAAAAAGGUGGCAUGAAAUUGAUUUUGGGGAUUUCAGAUGCAAGUGGGGAGCCUUUGGAGUGCAAAAUUUGUGGCCUUGAGGUUCUUGAUCUGAAGCUGCUCAGUGAAAGGUCGGAUAUUAGGAAUCUUUUCUCAAAUAAUUCAGGCAAAAAUAUUAAAAAAAUUUGCAUGGGGCAGGUGUGGAAGAAACGUGAGGGCGAAAAACUCAUGCUCAACCCAUCUGCCCUAGUAUUAGUCCACGGGAUUUCAGGGGACUGUAAGAAAGAAAGAAAAGGUCACUCGAGAAGAGAAUUCUUUGCAGACAGGGUUCUUGAAUUGCUUUGUGCAGAAAAAGGUGAGCUUGCAGAGGGCAAGCCAAUUUGGCAGCUCCUUCUAGCUUUCCUGUAUAGUGGAAACUAUUGGGCAUCAGUGUGUAUAUCUGAUAGUGAUGGCACCUCUCUCAAAGGCAUCCUAUCGCCCUUGACGAUUAAUUAUGCAUUGCUCAGUAUUGUAGAAAAAAUUUCUUUGGGUUUGUGCCAAUCGGCUAUCAGUACUGGUAAUGGCUCAUCUGAAAUACUAGACAGAUCUGCACCUUCUGCAUCCAAAGAUAAGGAUGAUAGAAGGAGACGUAAAAUGCAAGCAGAUCUCUUUCAGAAUGCCACACUGACUUCCUUUCGUGAAGUAGUGCUUAGUCAUGAUGAUAAUUCUGCUUCAGGAGCAGAUUUGGAAGAAUUAUACUUUGGUGGGGAAUGUAACAUAUCCAAGAAGUUGCGGUUUUUGAGAUGUUGGAUGAGACAGAUAAAAAAAUCAAGUAAUAGUCUGAAUAUCAUAUUAAAUGAACUAAAAGAAUAUCCAGAUGUAAAAGAAGAAAUGGAGGAAAGAGUUGUGACUUUGCAAGAGGAGCCCGGUUCACACAUUUUUGCUGCUUCUGCAGAUGACUCAUACCUUAGUAGGUUGGGAAAUGAGGAGGUUUCACCGUUUGCUUGCAUGGAAGAUAUGGAAGCUUUUCUCGGGAGUAUUCCUCAGAAAAUUGAGGAAGGUUUAUGUUCAGAAGAUGCAGAUUUGGGGUUCUUAGCUGAACGUAUGGUUGCUUUAUCCAUCCAUGCUCUGUAUAUGAAGUUUGGAAGGAAUGCAAUAAAGCAAUCUUCAUCAGAGGAAGCAGAGGCUGCUUCUGACUCGAAGAUUGUUGCUGAAAUUUCUCACCUUCUUUUGAGGAAACCCAAGGAUUUAAUAUUAAAGUACAAAGGAGUCAAUCCUGUGUCUCUUUCAUCUGAUCGAAGCACUGCCUUUUACAGCACAGAGAAUAAAAUACAAGAGCAUGAAUUGCAAAUCCUCUUUAGAAUGGAGAUACUUCGUUUGAAAAUUGGGGCAAGGAUCGAAGAGAAACAGAAGAUGAUCAAGGAGAUUUGCUCACUUUUGCAGUUCAUUGACAUCAAUCUUCAAGGUGAUUCAUUUCAUAGUGAGGGUAUUCUUGAAUUUGCAGAGAGGACCAUAAAAGCCAGGUUUGCUCAUUGUAUAGGAGAUGUCAUCCAUCAAAUUUACAAGCAAAUGGAGUUUGACUUAUUUGAUGAGGAUGAAGUGGAAGCCUCUGAUACCCUACCUAGCAGCAAUAAUGAUGAAAUAAAGAAGGAUGAAGAUAGCAAUGAUAGAAUACCUGGGAUAGCAACUGGAUUAGUAGUCGGAGCUCCCAGCUACUGGCAUCAGCAGGAGAAGGGUGUCAAGAGCCAGCCAAAAAUAAUAGAAAAUGUGCAUGAGAGACAGCUAAUGAAAGCUAUGGAGAGAAGGAAUAGGGAUCGAAAGCUCUCAGCAUUCACUAGUUGGAUGCCAGAUUUGCAGAGAGUGUGGGCACUCAAGCAGCCAAGGGCAAAGAGAUCAACCCAUGAUCUGCUGCGUAAGCCAUCAAAACGAAGGAAACAGCGGGCGGCUGCGAAUGAUAUGGUUUGUGAGACUCCAAUGACUGGGAAAAAAUAUUCAAAUGUGCAAGAAGAUGAUACAGGCUGUGGCAACUCAUGCAGAUCCCUUUCCAAAGCUUUGUUUCAUCAUGAAGGGGAUUCUGGUUCUGGUAUCAUCUCAUGAUGGCCUGUUGUUUCUCGCAUUGUACCAUGAAGCUUACAAGCACACAGAGCUUGCAUCGUAAGCUGGUGCUUUUAUCCCUGAUCCAUGAAAUGUUGUAUUAUCAAGUUUAUGGCAACAUUAUAAAUUUUAAUAUAUACAUACAAAUUCU
Molecule: messenger RNA, 3033 nt
Organism: Elaeis guineensis (African oil palm)
Lineage: Eukaryota; Viridiplantae; Streptophyta; Magnoliopsida; Arecales; Arecaceae
Biological process (GO): mitotic G2 DNA damage checkpoint signaling; DNA replication; mitotic DNA replication checkpoint signaling
Cellular component (GO): nucleus
Molecular function (GO): chromatin binding
Source: RefSeq, a predicted model, not a curated record